This is a messenger RNA of Anopheles coustani, 1668 nucleotides long. Its product is annotated as pancreatic triacylglycerol lipase-like. The transcript has 5 exons. NCBI's taxonomy places the organism in Eukaryota, Metazoa, Arthropoda, Insecta, Diptera, Culicidae. The coding region runs from base 1 to 1668 and encodes 555 amino acids. Gene Ontology annotation, molecular function: triacylglycerol lipase activity. The record is from RefSeq and is a predicted model, not a curated record. Gene Ontology annotation, biological process: lipid metabolic process.
AUGUUGGGCUUUCUAGCUUCAUCAUUAUUAGCUAUAAGCAUCAUCUGCUCGGCUGAUCCCGGACAGGCCGGCCCGCUCGAUCCGGUCCUCAACUGGGCCCGGAUGGAUAACAUCAAUCUUCCCUGGUUGCCAUAUGAGAACAUGACGCGCUGCUACGGGGAGCUGGGCUGCCUGAACAUCACGAAGGACUGGUACCACCUGAUCUUCCGGCCGUUCAACGUGUUCCCGCUGCCCCGGAGCGUCAUCAACACGCGCUUCAUCCUGUACACCGAGAAGAACCCGACCGACGGCCAGCUGCUGCAGGCGGACACGAAGGACACACUCGUCAAGUCGCACUUCAACCCGGACUGGGACACCAAGUUCAUCAUCCACGGGUUCAUCGACACGCCGCUCUCGAACUGGGUGUCGGAGAUGCGCGACGAGCUGAUCACGCGCGGUUCGCUGAACGUCAUCGUCGUCGACUGGGCGGGCGGAUCGUUGCCACUGUACACGCAGGCCACGGCCAACACACGACUCGUGGGCCUGGAGAUCGCCUACCUGAUCCGCCGGCUCCAGGAAUACCGAGGUCUGCGGGCGGAAAACGUCCACCUGAUCGGACACUCGCUUGGCGCACACACGGCCGCUUAUGCCGGCGAGCGGACACCCGGCUUGGGCCGCAUCACGGGGCUGGAUCCGGCCGAACCGUACUUCCAGGGCAUGGGACCGAUCGUGCGGCUCGACCCGUCCGAUGCCGCCCUGGUCGACGUCAUCCACACGGAUGGACGCAGCGUGUUUCGGCUGGAGAUCCCCGGCUACGGCAUGUCGCACGCCUGCGGCCACCUGGACUUUUACCCGAACAACGGCAAGGAGCAGCCGGGUUGCGCGCUGUCACAGGAGGGCGCCGCCACCAUCCCGCUGACGUUGAUCAAGGACGGCAUCGAGGAAGCGUCCCGGGUUCUUCUCGCCUGCAACCACAUCCGCGCCAUCAAACUCUUCAUCGACAGCAUCAACGGAAAGUGUCCCUAUGUUGCGCAUCGGUGCCCGUCGUACCAGCAUUUUCUCAGCGGCAACUGCUUCAAGUGCACAUCCGGUAACUGCGCCCUGAUGGGUUACCACGCGUCCUUGCCAAUCACCACCGCCAAACAGAAUGUCUCGGAGAACGACGUGAUCAGCGGAUCGUCCAUCGUACCUGUCGCUCCUCAGCCGGGUAAAUACUUCCUCGCGACGGGCCGCGACUUUCCCUUCUGCCAGCGUCAUUAUCGAUUCACGGUCGAGCUGGCGAAGCCGAAAGUGGCCGAACCGUGGGUUCAGGGCCACCUAACGGCCGGCCUUUUCUCGGAACGGGGCGCCCUACGUAAUAUCGACCUCACGCCGAAGGGAACGGCCCGCCUGGAGCACGGUACCACGUACCAAGUGGUCGUCACGAACCCGCACGAUCUGGGCGAUCGCAUCCGGAAGGUGGAGCUCUCCUGGACACACGACAUGAACGUCCUCGAGCCGACCACACUCUGCUUGUUCUGGUGCAACAGCCACCUGUACGUGAAGUCGAUCCAGGUCGAAACGAUGCAGAUGCCAUCGCGAGAGAAACGCAACAUCGAGUAUCCAAAUAAACUAUGUGCGCCCAAGCGCGAAUACGCCGACAUUGCCAGCCGCGGCUCGUACUCGUUCUACGAUAACUGCAAGCGAUAG